GGCUCCCACCGCCCCAUGGAGCCGUCCCCGGGCGCCUCAGGUGAUGCAGGGAGGGGCGCAGCCCCCUCGCCGAUGCCCGCGACCCCCCCGCCGAUGCCGGCCAAGGAGGAGGCUCGCCCCCCGCCCGAGGGGGCCAGCUGUGACCCCGGCCCCGCCGCCGCCGCCCCCCCCGGCUCCCCGUGCCGGCCGCCGCCGCCCGCGGACCCGCUGGACACCCGCAUUGUGAUGGGGGAGGAGACGCGCUGCCCCCCGCCCGAGCCGCGGGGGGGGCCCCCCGUGCCUUGUCCCUUCCCCGCGCCCCCCAAGGAGCCCCCCCCGGGCCGCCCCCCCGCGCUGGACCCCGAGCUGUUCUUCACGGCCCCCUCGACGCCGGUGCGGGCCGGGGGGGCGCGGCCGCCCCCCCCCGAGGAGCCGACGGACGGGGACAGCGAGGGGCUGUGCUCGCCCCCCACGUCCCCCUCGGGCUCCUACAUGACGGCCGAGGGCGGCAGCUGGGGCUCCUCGGGCACCGCCAGCACCUCCCCGUCCUGCUCCCCCAACCUGGCGGCCGAGGCCGAAGGCCUGGGGGAGGCUGAGGGCGAGGCCGAAGGUCUGGGGGGGGCCCUGGUGCUGCCCCCCGGCCUGGGGGACCCCCCGGCCUUCCCCCCGCUGUCCCCCGAGGAGGAGGAUGACGAUGAUGAUGAUGAGGACGGUCCCUUCGCCCCGCCGGGCUGUGCGGAUGACGAGGAUGAUGAUGAUGAGGACGGGCGGACGCCGGAGGAGGAGGAGGAUGAGGACGAGGGCUCGGGGCUGAUCCCGGCGGCGCUGCUCCCGUUCCGCGGCAGCCUCCUCUUCCAGGCCGAGGCCGUGGAGAUCUCGCCCCGGGCCCCCGCCGAGGAGGAGGAGGAGGAGGAUGAAGGCAGCACCUCGGCGUCCUUCCUGCGCUCGCUGUCCGAGAGCUCCAUCCCCGAGGGGGGGGACGAGGCCUUCGCCUUCCGCGACGACACCGACGCCUCCUCGGACUCGGCCGCCUACGACGGGGACGAGGACGAGCGGCUCUACGGCAGCGAGCGGCACGCGGGGGACGCGGCGACACCGCCGGGGACGCCCCGGGCCUCCCCCGGCCCUGCCGGUGUCGAGCUCCACCUCCGUGCCGGCUCCCCGUGCCACCCCGCCCGCCGGGACGCGGCUCCCGGAUCCUCGGGGACGCCCCUGGCACCCCCCGGAGGGGACGCAGAGCUGGACGGCGACGCCUUUGUCACCAUCGCCGGGGCGUGGCCCCCGCCGGAGCCCCCCGAGGAGGAGGAGGCGGCGGCAGCCGCAGAAGGUUCUGGAGCGGCGCUGGGCCAGGGACCGUGCCCGCAGCUGGCAGUGACCGACCCUGUCCCCGAGGCCCCUGUGCUCUGUGCCCGGGACCCCCAGAGCCACCAGCUGGGGGGGACCAAUGGGGAGCCCCAGGAUGGCCCUGGGGGUGACAGUGAUGGUGACAAUGACCUUGAGCUCAGCGCGGGGACAGUGGGGAGCCCUGACGGCCACAGCGAGCCGGACUCUGCAGCCACCGGCCUGGGGACACCGGUGACACCGACCCCCCUGGAGGACAUGGACACCGCGGCCAGUGACGUGGUGACACCAGUGACACCCAGCCUGAUGGACUCGGUGGCCGCUGACCUGGUGGCACCGGUGACACCGACCCCCCUGGACGACAGGGACACUGCAGCCACUGACCUGGUGACACCGGUGACACCAACCCCCCUGGAUGAGAAGGACACUGUGGCCACUGACCUGGUGACACCAGUGACACCGACCCCCCUGGAUGACAGGGACACUGCAGCCAGCGAUGUGGUGACACCAGUGACACCGACCCCCCUGGAUGACAGGGACACUGUGGCCACUGACCUGGUGACACCAGUGACACCGACCCCCCUGGAUGAGAAGGACGCUGCAGCCACUGACCUGGUGACACCAGUGACACCAACCCCCCUGGAUGAGAAGGACGCUGCAGCCACCAGCCUGGUGACACCCAGCCCGCCUGACGAGCCCGACACUGUGGCCACUGACACGGUGACACCAGGGACACCAACCCCGCUGGACGAGCUGGACACUGCGGCCGCUGCUCCGGUGACAGCCAGCCUGACGGACAGCACAGCCCCCAGCCUGGUGGCACCCAGCCCGUCAGAUGCUGCAGCCCCUGAUGUCGUGGCAUUGGUGACACCCAGCCCCCCAGAUGAGCCGGACACUGCGGCCACCAGCCUGGUGACACCAGUGACACCCAGCCCCCCAGAUGAGCCGGACACCAUGGCCACAGACCUGGUGACACCAACCCCACUGGUGGCACCCGGCUCCCCAGAUGAGCCCGACACUGUGGCCACCAGCCUGGUGACACCAGUGACACCAAGCCCACCACAUGAGCUGGGUAUCGUGGCCACUGACCUGGUGACACCGGUGACACCAGUGACACCCAGCGUGCUGGACAAGAUGGAAGUUGUGGACACUGUCCUGGUGACACCAGUGACAUCCACCCUGAAGGAUGCUGUGGCCACUGACUUGGUGACAUCAGUGACACCUACCCUGAUGGCCACUGCGGCCACCAACCUGGUGACAUCAGUGACACCACCCGCCCUGGAUGAGAGUAACCCUGCGGCCACCGACCUGGUGACAUCGCUGACCCCUGCCCUGAUGGACACCACGGACGCUGCCCUGGUGACCCCGAGCGUGACGGACACCAAACCGGUGACAUCGGUGACACCAGCCUCCCAGGAUGAGCCGGCCACCGUGACCACUGAUGUGGCGACCCCCGGCCCGGUGGACACCGUGGUGGCCCCCAGCCCCCUGGCCGCUGUCCCUGCCCCGUGUCCCCCGGCCUGGGCCGUGGCGCUGGCAGCCGGGGUGGCCCCAUCCCACGAGUCCCCGGCUGUCCCCCCGUGUCCCCUGGCGCAGGCGACGCUGUCACAGCGCCCUGGGGAUGUCCCUGAGGAGGGGGGGGACGCGGCCACCGCCUCGGCCGAGGAUUUGCCCCCGGAGCUGCCGGACGCGUCGCGCUCCCGCGCCGACUCCAGCUCCGUCACCGGAGAGGCCCCCCCGAGCCCCGCCGGGCCCCGCGGAGAGCCCGAGGAGGAGGAAGAAGAGGAUGAGGAUGCGGCCCCCGCGCCCCCCUCGCCGCAGUUCACGGCCUCGGAGCGGGAGGUGUUUGUGGGGACCCCCCCGGCCCCCCCCGAACCGCUCCCACCACCCGGUGCCUUUUCGGGGCGCGGGGCCGGGCCGGGUGUCACCGCCCCGCUCCGGGGGGCCCCGGGGGUCCUGCCCCCCGCCCCGCAGGAGCCCCCCACCCCCCGGCCGGGCCCUGAGCCCCCCGGCCACGCUGCAGGGGACACCGAUGCCAAAGUCCCCCCGAGUCCCCCCGGCCCCCCCGAGCAGCAGGAGGAAGAGGAGGCCGCGGGGGGGGUCGCACCCAGCCCCCUGCCCGCCGCGGGGGCUCGGCCGGGGCCUCCUCCUGCCGAGCCCCCCUGCCCUGCACCCCCCAAACUCAGCCAAGUGCCUCCUCCUGCCGCCCUGGCCCCCAGCCCGCCCAGGCCCCCCCCCAGCCAGGAGCCCCCCCCGGGGCUGCCCCUCUCCAGGAAGCACCUCGAAGGGUCUGGGAACGAGUCCGAGAGCAACGACGAGUCCAUCCCGGAGCUGGAGGAGCCCGAGGGCUCGGAGCUGCCCCCUGCCCAGCCCCAGGUGCCCCUCGGCCACGCCCUCGGCCCCGGAGAGGAACCGCUCAGCAAAGCCAAGCAGAGCCGCAGCGAGAAGAAGGCCCGGAAGGCCAUGUCCAAGCUGGGGCUGCGGCAGAUCCACGGCGUCACCCGCAUCACCAUCCGCAAAUCCAAGAACAUCCUGUUCGUCAUCUCCAAACCCGACGUCUUCAAGAGCCCCGCGUCUGACAUCUACAUCGUCUUCGGGGAGGCCAAGAUCGAGGACCUGUCCCAGCAAGUGCACAAGGCAGCGGCUGAGAAGUUCAAGGUGCCCCUGGAGCACUCGGCGCUCGUGACCGACGCUGCUCCCGCCCUGGCCAUCAAGGAGGAGAGCGAGGAGGAGGAGGAGGUGGACGAGACAGGGCUGGAGGUGCGGGACAUCGAGCUGGUGAUGGCCCAGGCCAACGUGUCACGGCCCAAGGCCGUGCGGGCCCUGCGGCACAACAACAACGACAUCGUCAACGCCAUCAUGGAGCUGACCAUGUAGCAGCCAGGGGUGUCCUGGCCCCCUGUAUAGAUGCACAGAGCCCCCCCAAAUCCUUCCUGCUGCCCCCCAUCCUCCUCCUGGCCCCCUGGACUGCUCAAUAAAGGCCUCCUGCACCCCUUGGAUCGCA
Molecule: messenger RNA, 4324 nt
Organism: Vidua macroura (Pin-tailed whydah)
Lineage: Eukaryota; Metazoa; Chordata; Aves; Passeriformes; Viduidae
Gene: NACAD
Product: NAC alpha domain containing
Exons: 8
Coding region: 16-4197 (1393 amino acids)
Biological process (GO): protein targeting to membrane
Cellular component (GO): nascent polypeptide-associated complex; cytoplasm
Source: RefSeq, a predicted model, not a curated record